AUGUGUAUACCGGGAUAUUCAGGACUAAACUGUGAAAACAACACAGACGAAUGCGAAUCUAACCCUUGUGAACAUAACGGUACUUGUAUCGACGGAAUGAAUAAUUACACGUGCACAUGUAUCCCGGGAUAUUCAGGACUCAACUGUGAAAACGACACAGACGAAUGCGAAUCUAACCCUUGUGAACAUAACGGUACUUGUAUCGACGGAAUGAAUAAUUACACGUGCACAUGUAUACCGGGAUAUUCAGGACUCAACUGUGAAAACGACACAGACGAAUGCGAAUCUAACCCUUGUGAACAUAACGGUACUUGUAUGGACGGAAUGAAUAAUUACACGUGCACAUGUAUACCGGGGUAUUCAGGACUAAACUGUGAAAACGACACAGACGAAUGCGAAUCUAACCCUUGUGAACAUAACGGUACUUGUAUGGACGGAAUGAAUAAUUACACGUGCACAUGUAUACCGGGAUAUUCAGGACUCAACUGUGAAAACGACACAGACGAAUGCGAAUCUAAUCCUUGUGAACAUAACGGUACUUGUAACGACGGAAUGAAUAAUUACACGUGCACAUGUAUACCGGGAUAUUCAGGACUAAACUGUGAAAACGACACAGACGAAUGCGAAUCUAACCCUUGUGAACAUAACGGUACUUGUAUGGACGGAAUGAAUAAUUACACGUGCACAUGUAUACCGGGAUAUUCAGGACUAAACUGUGAAAACGACACAGACGAAUGCGAAUCUAAUCCUUGUGAUCACAACGGUACUUGUAUGGACGGAAUGAAUAAUUACACGUGCACAUGCAUACCGGGGUAUUCAGGACUAAACUGUGAAAACAACACAGACGAAUGCGAAUCUAACCCUUGUGAACAUAACGGUACUUGUAUGGACGGAAUGAAUAAUUACACGUGCACGUGUAUCCCAGGAUAUUCAGGACUCAACUGUGAAAACGACACAGACGAAUGCGAAUCUAACCCUUGUAAACAUAACGGUACUUGUAUCGACGGAAUGAAUAAUUACACGUGCACAUGUAUCCCGGGAUAUUCAGGACUCAACUGUGAAAACGACACAGACGAAUGCGAAUCUAACCCUUGUGAACAUAACGGUACUUGUAUCGACGGAAUGAAUAAUUACACGUGCACAUGUAUACCGGGAUAUUCAGGACUCAACUGUGAAAACGACACAGACGAAUGCGAAUCUAAUCCUUGUGAACAUAACGGUACUUGUAUCGACGGAAUGAAUAAUUACACGUGUACAUGUAUACCGGGAUAUUCAGGACUCAAAUGUGAAAACAACACAGACGAAUGCGAAUCUAAUCCUUGUGAACAUAACGGUACUUGUAACGACGGAAUGAAUAAUUACACGUGCACAUGUAUACCGGGGUAUUCAGGACUAAACUGUGAAAACGACACAGACGAAUGCGAAUCUAACCCUUGUGAACAUAACGGUACUUGUAUGGACGGAAUGAAUAACUACACGUGCACAUGUAUACCGGGUUAUUCAGGACUAAACUGUGAAAACGACACAGACGAAUGCGAAUCUAAUCCUUGUGAACAUAACGGUACUUGUAUCGACGGAAUGAAUAAUUACACGUGCACAUGUAUACCGGGAUAUUCAGGACUCAACUGUGAAAACGACACAGACGAAUGCGAAUCUAAUCCUUGUGAACAUAACGGUACUUGUAUCGACGGAAUGAAUAAUUACACGUGCACAUGUAUACCGGGGUAUUCAGGACUAAACUGUGAAAACGACACAGACGAAUGCGAAUCUAACCCUUGUGAACAUAACGGUACUUGUAUGGACGGAAUGAAUAAUUACACGUGCACAUGUAUCCCGGGAUAUUCAGGACUCAACUGUGAAAACAACACAGACGAAUGCGAAUCUAACCCUUGUGAACAUAACGGUACUUGUAUGGACGGAAUGAAUAAUUACACGUGCACGUGUAUCCCGGGAUAUUCAGGACACAACUGUGAAAACGACACAGACGAAUGUGAACUGAAUCCUUGUGAACAUAACGGUACUUGUAUGGACGAAAUAAAUAAUUACACGUGCACGUGUACCCCGGGAUAUUCAGGACUCAACUGUGAAAACGACACAGACGAAUGCGAAUCUAACCCUUGUGAACAUAACGGUACUUGUAUCGACGGAAUGAAUAAUUACACGUGCACAUGUAUCCCGGGAUAUUCAGGACUCAACUGUGAAAACAACACAGACGAAUGCGAAUCUAACCCUUGUGAACAUAACGGUACUUGUAUCGACGGAAUGAAUAAUUACACGUGCACGUGUAUCCCGGGAUAUUCAGGACUCAACUGUGAAAACGACACAGACGAAUGCGAAUCUAACCCUUGUGAACAUAACGGUACUUGUAUGGACGGAAUGAAUAAUUACACGUGCACAUGUAUCCCGGGAUAUUCAGGACUCAACUGUGAAAACGACACAGACGAAUGCGAAUCUAACCCUUGUGAACAUAACGGUACUUGUAUCGACGGAAUGAAUAAUUACACGUGCACAUGUAUCCCGGGAUAUUCAGGACUCAACUGUGAAAACGACACAGACGAAUGCGAAUCUAACCCUUGUGAACAUAACGGUACUUGUAUCGACGGAAUGAAUAAUUACACGUGCACGUGUAUCCCGGGAUAUUCAGGACUCAACUGUGAAAACGACACAGACGAAUGCGAAUCUAACCCUUGUGAACAUAACGGUACUUGUAUCGACGGAAUGAAUAAUUACACGUGCAGCUGUAUACCGGGUUAUUCAGGACUCAACUGUAAAAACAACACAGACGAAUGCGAAUCUAAUCCUUGUGAACAUAACGGUACUUGUAUUGACGGAAUAAAUAAUUACACGUGCAGCUGUAUACCGGGAUAUUCAGGGCUCAACUGUGAAAACAACACAGACGAAUGUGAAUCUAAUCCUUGUGAACAUAACGGUACUUGUAUCGACGGAAUGAAUAAUUACACGUGCACGUGUAUACCGGGUUAUUCAGGACUCAACUGUGCAAACGACACAGACGAAUGCGAAUCUAACCCUUGUGAACAUAACGGUACUUGUAUCGACGGAAUGAAUAAUUACACGUGCACAUGUAUCCCGGGAUAUUCAGGACUCAACUGUGAAAACGACACACACGAAUGCGAAUCUAACCCUUGUGAACAUAACGGUACUUGUAUCGACGGAAUGAAUAAUUACACGUGCACAUGUAUACCGGGAUAUUCAGGACUCAACUGUGAAAACGACACAGACGAAUGCGAAUCUAACCCUUGUGAACAUAACGGUACUUGUAUCGACGGAAUGAAUAAUUACACGUGUACAUGUAUACCGGGAUAUUCAGGACUCAACUGUGAAAACGACACAGACGAAUGCGAAUCUAACCCUUGUGAACAUAACGGUACUUGUAUCGACGGAAUGAAUAAUUACACGUGCACAUGUAUCCCGGGAUAUUCAGGACUCAACUGUGAAAACAACACAGACGAAUGCGAAUCUAACCCUUGUGAACAUAACGGUACUUGUAUCGACGGAAUGAAUAAUUACACGUGCACAUGUAUACCGGGAUAUUCAGGACUCAACUGUGAAAACGACACAGACGAAUGCGAAUCUAACCCUUGUGAACAUAACGGUACUUGUAUCGACGGAAUGAAUAAUUACACGUGCACAUGUAUACCGGGAUAUUCAGGACUCAACUGUGAAAACAACACAGACGAAUGCGAAUUUAACCCUUGUGAACAUAACGGUACUUGUAUCGACGAAAUGAAUAAAUACACGUGCACAUGUAUCCCGGGAUAUUCAGGACUCAACUGUGAAAACGACACAGACGAAUGCGAAUCUAACCCUUGUGAUCAUAACGGUACUUGUAUGGACGGAAUGAAUAAUUACACGUGCACAUGUAUACCGGGAUAUUCAGGACUAAACUGUGCAAACAUCACAGACGAAUGUCAAUCUAAACCUUGUGAACAUAACGGUACUUGUAUCGACGGAAUGAAUAAUUACACGUGCACAUGUAUACCGGGAUAUUCAGGACUCAACUGUGAAAACGACACAGACGAAUGCGAAUCUAACCCUUGUGAACAUAACGGUACUUGUAUCGACGGAAUGAAUAAUUACACGUGCACAUGUAUACCGGGAUAUUCAGGACUCAACUGUGAAAACAACACUGACGAAUGCGAAUCUAAUCCUUGUGAACAUAACGGAACAUGUAUCGACGGAAUGAAUAAUUACACGUGCACAUGUAUCCCAGGAUAUUCAGGACUCAACUGUGAAAACAACACAGACGAAUGUGAAUCUAAUCCUUGUGAACGUAACGGAACUUGUAUCGACGGAAUGAAUAAUUACACGUGCACAUGUAAACCGGGAUAUUCAGGACUUAACUGUGAAAACAACACAGACGAAUGCGAAUCUUACCCCUGUGAACAUAACGGUACUUGUAUCGACGGAAUGAAUAAUUACACGUGCACAUGUAUCCCAGGUUAUACAGGACUCAACUGUGAAAACAACACAGACGAAUGCGAAUCUAAACCUUGUGAACAUAACGGUACUUGUAUGGACGGAAUGAAUAAUUACACGUGCACAUGUAUCCCGGGAUAUUCAGGACUCAACUGUGAAAACAACACAGACGAAUGCGAAUCUAACCCUUGUGAACAUAACGGUACUUGUAUCGACGGAAUGAAUAAUUACACGUGCACGUGUAUCCCGGGAUAUUCAGGACUCAACUGUGAAAACAACACAGACGAAUGCGAAUCUAAUCCUUGUGAACAUAACGGUACUUGUAUCGACGGAAUGAAUAAUUACACGUGCACAUGUAUCCCGGGAUAUUCAGGACUCAACUGUGAAAACAACACAGACGAAUGCGAAUCUAACCCUUGUGAACAUAACGGUACUUGUAUGGACGGAAUGAAUAAUUACACGUGCACAUGUAUCCCGGGAUAUUCAGGACUCAACUGUGAAAAUGACACAGACGAAUGUGAAUCAAAUCCUUGUGAACAUAACGGUACUUGUAUGGACGGAAUGAAUAAUUACACGUGCACAUGUAUCCCAGGAUAUUCAGGACUCAACUGUGAAAACAACACAGACGAAUGCGAAUCUAACCCCUGUGGACAUAACGGUACUUGUAUCGACGGAAUAAAUAAUUACACGUGCACAUGUAUACUGGGAUAUUCUGGGGUCAACUGUGAAAACGACACAGACGAAUGCGAAUCUAACCCUUGUCAUAAUAAUGGUUCAUGUUUAGAUGAUAUGUUCAGUUAUAGUUGCAUUUGUAUACCAGGUUAUUACGGAGAGCAUUGUGAGAAAGAAGUAGAUGUGUGCCAAUCUUCACCCUGUAUGUACAACGGCACAUGCAUCAAUCUUGUAAAUAAUUACACGUGUUUGUGCCCCUCCGGAUUUGACGGUAGAAAUUGCAAUCAUAAUAUAAAUGAAUGUGCGCACCAUCCUUGCUCAUAUUUCAGUCUAUGUCACGAUGGGAUAAAUGGGUACACAUGCGUAUGUGAUCCGGGAUAUACAGGGAGACAUUGUGAAAUUAUUGCAAACCGGAUAGUUGAAAAGUCUAUAGGACCCCUUUGUACUGAAAAGCAAUGCAAUGGUAAUGUAUGUCUUCAUGGCGGAAUACUUGAUCGAAGAUUUUCCGAAGAAGAGAUGAAAUGUUUAUGCCAUCUUGGUUGGGAAGGUGAUAGAUGUGAGAAAGACAUAGACGAAUGUUUGGCCUUGCCUUGCAAUGAUUCUCGCGUGUGUAGCAACGCCCCUGGAAGCUUCUGGUGCCUCGAGUACGUUUCAUCUGAGAACACAUUGCUGGAAGAACAAAUUGAAGAAAUCAGAACGUCAUACCCUCUUUUAUUGAACAAGACAAAUGUUUUGCAGUGUGGUACAGUUCAGAUGGCGCUUGAACGCACUGAAGAUUCUGGAAGUUUGAGAGUCGGCAUCGUGUGUGAUGAUAAGCCCUUGUCUAAAGAUGAACUAGAGAGACUAUUUGCUACUUUACCGUUAACAGAAGUGCUGCGUAAGGAUACAGACGUCGGAACAAAGGACACAGCUUCUUCUUGGGAGAAGGUUUUAAGUUUGAUGGACAAAUACAAGAUUGCAUUGUCCGGUAUUGGACUUGGUCUUUUAAUUGCUCUUUGUGGUAUGGUAGUGAGCAUCUGUAUUUUGUGCGGAUGUUUCGACGGAAAAAAUAAAGUUAUCGAGAAGGAACCAGUAGAACUUCCUGAUGAAAUUAAUUCAAAACAGCACAAACGAAAAUAUAGCAAACUCAACAGAGCGUCUAAUGAUGCAUGCGACAGAAACAGAACUUCACAGAAACAAUUGCGACAUCGGGAAGAGCUGCAAGAAUUACGUCAUGUACCACGUGAUAAGGAUGACGUCAUGUAUAUGCAAAGACCUGUUGCUGCUAUCAGUGAUGAUCCGAAAUAUAGCAAUAAGUCAUCAAGUUCAAGAGAGAGACAGCAUUGUAUAGAAUAUACCAAUCCCUUGUUUAAAUACUAA
Molecule: messenger RNA, 6468 nt
Organism: Mya arenaria
Lineage: Eukaryota; Metazoa; Mollusca; Bivalvia; Myida; Myidae
Product: neurogenic locus Notch protein-like
Exons: 5
Coding region: 1-6468 (2155 amino acids)
Biological process (GO): Notch signaling pathway
Molecular function (GO): Notch binding; calcium ion binding
Source: RefSeq, a predicted model, not a curated record